ACCAAAAGGAACAUAAAAGUAGAGUGUUCACUUCACACUUCACUCUUCACCGUUCAUCUUUCAAGCUUUUCUCCACUAAACCAAAUCCUUGUCCUUCAAGCAACAAAUGCAACUUCCCUUCCUCUUUCCUCUUCUCUCCCCUUUAUAACACUCAUUCCUCUCCCUUUUCUCCAUAUUCCCCACCUCUCUAAAACACAAACUCCACCAAACCAAACAUCACACUCUUCUUUCUCAAUCAAAUUCUCACAAACAUGGUUAUGUUUAUGUUUCAUCUCAACACAUCUCUACUCCCCUUCCUCCUCCUUCUCUUCCUCAACCAUGUCCAAUCCCAAACCUCCAUGCAACCUCUUCCCACAGACAUCUCUCACCACAAAUGGGAACCCUCCUUUGCAAUCACAGUUGGUUCCAUACUUUGCCUACUCCUUUUCCUAGGAAUCAUCUUUUUCUACAUCAGAAACUGCGUUGAAUCACACAUCAUCAUCACAAGAACAAACCACACCACUGAUUGUCCUUGCUCAUGUUCUCAUGGUAUCAACCAAGAGCUUCUCAACACUUUCCCUAUCCUCUUUUACUCAGCUAUCAAGGAUCUUAAAACUGAUAAAGGACCAUUGGAAUGUGCUGUUUGUUUAACAGAUUUCAAAGAAAAUGAUACCUUGAGAUUGUUACCUAAAUGCAACCAUGUUUUUCACCCUCAGUGCAUUGAUUCAUGGCUAGCUUCGCAUGUCACAUGUCCUGUUUGUCGGGCAAAUCUUAACCAAGAUUCUUGUCAGGUUUCUAUCCCAAUUAUCACCCCACCCCAUUUCAACAAUGACCAUGUGUGUGAAGAAAGUUCUCAAACCGAAACUGAAACUGAAACCGAACACGAAAUCAGUCUCAAUAAUAAUGCUUCCAAUGAGCAAAACCCAAACCAAAUCGGAGAAAGUAUCAAUUGUGAUGAUGCACAUGCAUCAAAACCGAAGCUUUUGAGGUCAAAUUCAACUGGCCAUUCUCUGGAUGAACAAGUGAAGUGUGAGGAGAAGUACACACUGAUGUUACCAGAGGAUGUAAGGAGGUACAUUUUGGUUAACCAUGGGAAAAGCUGUCAGCUUUCUGUGAACGGCGAGGCGAAGGUUGAGAAGUGGGUUUGGUGUGCAAGACGUGGUUAGGGAAUUUCAUCGAACAGUUUGUAUGCAACUUCUGAAAACAUCGGUUACUACGAAAAAAAGGUUCUUGAAAUGAGGAAUGGUGAUGUUUAGGUUGAUUCAAUAAAUGGGUCGCUGUUGAAUUUUAAUGGGGUGUGAGAAUGAUGAAGCAAGAAGAAGAUUGAAAUGGAAGAUGAGUAAAGUUGAUGUUGAUUGAGUUAACUCGUUUGCCUUUACUUGGGAGGUGUGAAAAUUAGAUGCGUAUGAGAUGAGUUAACUCGUUGUUUUUAUUUAUUUUUUAAUUUUUUUUCUUUCUUGUGGAGUUCAGAAGAUGAGAUGAUAUGAGUCACUAUAGCAAGUGCCUUUUCUCUCUUUUUAUUUUAUUGAUUUAUUAGACACACAUAGUACUAAUAAUCAUAAUUAUUUUGUCUAA
This is a messenger RNA of Vicia villosa (hairy vetch), 1554 nucleotides long. RefSeq names its product E3 ubiquitin-protein ligase ATL6-like. Lineage: Eukaryota; Viridiplantae; Streptophyta; Magnoliopsida; Fabales; Fabaceae. The transcript has a single exon. Bases 252 to 1145 code for a protein of 297 amino acids. The record is from RefSeq and is a predicted model, not a curated record.